AUGAACCUAUCUCGUCCGUUCAUCCCACGUCUCAUUCCGGCCAUAUCCUACUCAACAUCUGUUCAGCCGAUCUGGUCUAACCCACAUGAACCCGUACCUUUGAUCGCACGAGCCCCGAGACUUUCUAUAGUCCAAGGCCCCAUCAACCCUCCACUUUGGAACAGAACCCUGGGAAAUCUGGUCAAAGAGCAAGCUGAGCAGCGCGGUAAAAGAACUGCGAUUGUUAUACCAUGGCAAAGCAGAAGACUCACAUAUGAGGACCUUGAGUAUCGCAGCUCUAUUGCCGCUAAAGCCCUUCUAAAAGCAGGCUUGAAGCAGGGCGAUGCAGUUGGAAUAUUUGCCGGCAAUCGCUUUGAGUACAUCGAGCUAUUUUUGGCAUCUGCUAGAAUUGGUUGUCCCUUUGUGGUGUUCAACACGACAAACUCACCUCAUGAGCUUUGCUCUGCCGUGGCUCGUAGCGAUUGUAAGGCGUUGUUUAUUGCGUCGUCCAUUGGAUCGAUAAAGGCGGACGAUCAUGUUUACCAAGUUGCUACGACAACAGACGUAGGCGCAACUCUGGAGCAGCUUAUUCUGUUUGAUAGAUCUCCAUCACAGGAACUGUUUAACUGUCAUAGAUAUGAAGACUUCCUGAAUGAAGGCACUGACGGAACUAUAACGGAAGAACAACUUGAGCGAGCCGAGACUCGUGUUCAACCUGCUGACGUCUUGAACAUGCAAUUUACCUCUGGUACUACUGGCCUUCCGAAAGUCUCCAUGCUCACACACAACAACUUGCUCAACGAUGGUAGAUACGUGGGGCAUGCCAUGAGACUCACCCAAGACGACGUUGUAUGCUGUCCGCCCCCUCUAUUCCACUGCUUCGGUCUAGUCAUGGGAUUCCUCGCCUCCUUCACCCAUGGUAGUACUAUCGUGUUUCCAUCCGACAGAUUCAACGCGAAGCAAACUCUGGAUGCAGUUGAGGCAGAGAAGGCUACUGCACUACUCGGUGUGCCCACAAUGUUCAUAUCAGAGCUGGAACAGAUGGAAUCACAGCCUCAGAAAAUCACAACAGUGCGUACUGGUCUCGUUGCUGGCUCGCCUGUGUCGCCUAGUUUGAUGGAUGAACUGAGAGCCAAGAUGAAUGUCCAGGGCAUGCUUAUCGCAUAUGGAAUGACUGAAACAAGUCCUGUAACAUUCAUAACUUCCCUAGACGAUCCUGAUGACAGGAUGCUAACCAGUCUUGGUCGCGUUCUUCCCCGUACCGCAGCUAAGAUAGUCGACACGAAGGGACACAUAGUUCCCAUCGGCGAGCGUGGAGAAAUCUGCACUAGUGGGUUUGCCUUGCAAAAAGGAUACUACAAAGACGAGGUCAAGACACAGGAAGCAAUGAGAUAUGAUGAGGAUGGCGUGCUGUGGAUGCAUACCGGUGACGAGGGAUACUUGGACGAACAAGGUUACGGUUUCAUCACUGGCCGUAUCAAAGACCUGAUCAUUCGCGGCGGUGAGAAUCUGUCUCCCAGCGAGAUUGAGAACCAGCUUCUACGUCAUCCCGCAGUCCGAGAGGCAUGCGUGGUGGCAGUCAAGGAUAAGAUCCACGGUGAAGUAGUCGCAGCCUUUUUACAGGCUUGCUCACAAGAGAAGAAGCCAUCAGAUGAAGAUAUCAGGGUUUGGGUUUUACAGGAUCUGAGCCCAGUCAAGGUGCCGGCAUUCAUCUUUUGGCUUGGCCACGAUGGCGUGGAUGCUGAGUUACCCAAGACGGGAAGUGGAAAGUAUCAGAAGCAUAUCAUUCGCGGUAUUGCAAAUCGGCUAGCAGGAAGGAGAGGCACGCCAGAGGAUUGA
Fusarium fujikuroi IMI 58289 is the source of this 1818-nucleotide messenger RNA. Its product is annotated as related to long-chain-fatty-acid-CoA ligase. NCBI's taxonomy places the organism in Eukaryota, Fungi, Ascomycota, Sordariomycetes, Hypocreales, Nectriaceae. The record is from RefSeq and is a predicted model, not a curated record. The transcript has 4 exons. Gene Ontology annotation, molecular function: medium-chain fatty acid-CoA ligase activity. Gene Ontology annotation, biological process: fatty acid metabolic process. The coding region runs from base 1 to 1818 and encodes 605 amino acids.